AUGGAGAACAGACGAUAUAAGAAAGAGAGUACGGUGAGAGUAAAGGUAACUGAUUUGAAACUUAUUACGUUGGAUGAAUUUAUUGAAGCAGUAGAAGGGAAACUCGGGGAGGGGUCAUGUUUUGCGUGUGUACCCAGGUACCCCUCGACUAUAGAAAUAACGGUCGAUAGUGUGGAAAAUGCAAAUCUGUUGUGCGAAGGACUCACUGUGAACGAUUUAGGAUAUGAACCCGAACUUUGUUUUUCACCUUAUAUAGUAGUCUCCUUUUUUAAUUUACCCCCCUACCUUGAAGAUGAUAUUAUUGUAAGGAAAUUGGAAAGAUUCGGAGUGGAAAUUGUAGGCCCAGUAGUAAGACACUUUCAUAAGAAGUUUCCCAAUGUAGCUGACGGCACUCGGCACGUGAAAUGUAAAUUUCCACCCACAUUGAGAUCCCUUCCGUGGGCAAUGAACUUUGAGACUCUAGAGGGGCCACAAUCCUUUAAAAUCCUACAUAACAACCAGACUAAAGUUUGUUACAAAUGUUUAAGCCCGGACCACGAGAAGAAGGAAUGCCCCCAGAUCAAAUGUGCAAAGUGCAGACUUUUCGGACAUAUGGCCUUCAAAUGCCCCACCCCUACUUGUGAAAAAUGUGAAAAGGCAGAAAAUUUGUGUAAAUGUGAACAGUUUUUUGACACUAACGAAGGGGAACAUGACGAAGAAAUAGUGAAUAAUAAUAAACGAGACCUAAGCACUGAUAAGAGUGAGAACAAUCAAGAGGGGAAAAAACAAAAGAAGGACAAUGACGACGAAGGGAACAUUAAUCUAGAACAACCGAGCCAUAACGAAGUUUUGCCAUCCGCAGAGUCUACACGCCAUGAUGCCCCCGAUACUAAUCCCCCCGAAAUUAACCCCCCAUCAUUUAACAUUAAUAAAGACGAAUACUCUAUCAUAGAUGACUUUUUAGAAGAAACGAAUAGCGGCAUGGAAUUUAUAGCCGUGAAAGAUAAGAACGGUCGCUACAGACGAGUCCCAGUUUCUCGACAAUCCCCCACCCCCUCCAAACUUAAACCACUUAAUAGUAGGGAAAAUAGCCCCAGUAAAGAGAUGCCACUACCCCAGAUUAAGAGACAGUAA
Molecule: messenger RNA, 1113 nt
Organism: Lottia gigantea (owl limpet)
Lineage: Eukaryota; Metazoa; Mollusca; Gastropoda; Lottiidae
Exons: 1
Coding region: 1-1113 (370 amino acids)
Molecular function (GO): nucleic acid binding; zinc ion binding
Source: RefSeq, a predicted model, not a curated record